AUGUGGGGAGCGGGGGCGUCGGCGCCGUCCAAUACCCUCGGGCGGCAGGCCGCCCCGGUGGGAGGCGCGGUGCUCGGGGCUUGCCGGGGCCCCAGAACCGGUGUUGACUCCUCUGCCAGGUCGCACACGGAAGUCGGGCCCCGUCUCGCAGUCAGGAGGGCCAGCUCCACUCUGGGCUGCUCCCUGGACUCUGUGGAGGAGGUGAGGGACAGGAGGCCCCUGGACUCUGUGGAGGAGGUGAGGGACAGGAGGCCCCUGGACUCUGUGGAGCAGGUGUGGGACAGGAGGCCCCUGGACUCUGUGGAGGAGCCAAGUCCGCGCCCAAGAAGGGCUCCAAGAAAGCCGUCACCAAGACCGCCGGCAAAGGCGGCAAGAAGAGGAGAAAGAGCAGGAAGGAGAGAGGUGUACAAGGUGCUGAAGCAGGUGCACCCCGACACCGGCAUCUCCUCCAGGGCCAUGAGCAUCAUGAACUCCUUCGUCAACGACAUCUUCGAGCGCAUCGGCGGAGAGGCCUCCCGCCUGGCGCACUACAACAAGCGCUCCACCAUCGCCUCCAGGGAGAUCCAGACCGCUGUGCGUCUGCUGCUGCCCGGAGAGCUGGCCAAGCACGCCGUGUCUGAGGGCACCAAGUGCACCAGCUCCAAGUAA
Messenger RNA from Knipowitschia caucasica, 648 nucleotides. NCBI's taxonomy places the organism in Eukaryota, Metazoa, Chordata, Actinopteri, Gobiiformes, Gobiidae. The record is from the annotation of a GenBank genome assembly.